UCGUUAUAUUUCGUAAUAAAUAAUGAUCGUGCGUACAAUUUUUCAUAUCACCGAGCUUAUCAGUGAGAUUCUGCACGUGGAGAUACUUGUAACAUUAUAAUUCUUAAGAAGAAAACGAACUGAGAAUCUCGAUUAUUAUUUAUUUGUUUCGACAAGUAGAUAUUAAUUACAGUGCGCCACUUGUUGCAUCUGAGCGUACGCGGGUUUAUAAAGGAUAAAAGUAAAUGGCAGAUCUAGACGAUUCACGAUUCAUAUGGAAAAACGCAGAUGCUGUUACGUUCGACGUUGACUCGACGGUGAUACAAGAAGAAGGAAUCGACGAACUCGCGAAAUUCUGUGGGAAAGAGGAGGAUGUCGUCGCUCUAACAAAUAGAGCGAUGCAAGGGGCUGUAUCCUUCCGGCAAUCUUUGACGGAAAGAUUGAACAUCAUAAAGCCAACUCUCACGCAGCUCGAACAGUUCCUCGUCUCUUGCCCAUUGAGACUUUCUCCCGGAAUCGAAACUUUGGUGAGAUCGUUACUCGCUCGUGGGAAACAAGUGUUUCUGAUAUCCGGUGGAUUUCGUCGUUUGAUCGCGCCGGUCGCCGACUCCCUCGGCAUUCCUUCAGAUAACAUUUUCGCAAACAGAUUAAAAUUCGACGUCACAGGAGAAUAUGCCGGAUUCGACGAAAAUCAACCAACCGCUGAAAGUGGUGGAAAAGCGAAAGUAAUUAAGUAUCUUAAAGAAGAAAAGGGUUUUAAAACUGUUGUACACAUCGGAGACGGGGCGACCGAUUUAGAAACUAAAUCGAUAGCUGAUUUGUUCAUAGGAUACGGAGGGAACGUAAUUCGAGAUAGCAUUAAACUACAGUCUGCAUGGUUCGUUACUGACUUUAACGAGCUCACCGAUGCUUUAUGAGAACGGUAAGGACGACGCAUAUAAAUAUCACCGUAACUUUAUUCCAAAUCUGUUUGUUCCGUUUAUUACAUUUAACUCGUUAAAAUAAAGUACAAGUAACUUUA
Messenger RNA from Ceratina calcarata, 1000 nucleotides. It is a transcript of the gene aay, whose product is annotated as phosphoserine phosphatase. Gene Ontology annotation, molecular function: magnesium ion binding; L-phosphoserine phosphatase activity. Gene Ontology annotation, cellular component: cytoplasm. Gene Ontology annotation, biological process: L-serine biosynthetic process; dephosphorylation. The coding region runs from base 225 to 896 and encodes 223 amino acids. Lineage: Eukaryota; Metazoa; Arthropoda; Insecta; Hymenoptera; Apidae. The record is from RefSeq and is a predicted model, not a curated record. The transcript is spliced from 5 exons.